Messenger RNA from Scaptodrosophila lebanonensis, 4334 nucleotides. Its product is annotated as cytokine receptor-like. NCBI's taxonomy places the organism in Eukaryota, Metazoa, Arthropoda, Insecta, Diptera, Drosophilidae. Gene Ontology annotation, molecular function: protein binding. Bases 352 to 4104 code for a protein of 1250 amino acids. The transcript has 3 exons. The record is from RefSeq and is a predicted model, not a curated record.
AACACCACUUAUUAAUAUAGUAAAAAGGUCGCGCGGAAGCCUAUUAAAUACUACAAAUUUACAAACAAACAUAAAAAUUGACAAAAGCAUAUUAAUUAAUGCCCGUUAAUCAAUAUGAUUUUCAAUUAGGUGGAUUGUAAGUUCGUUGGAAUCGAAAUGUCAUUUAUUCAGUUCCUGGAAUUCUUAUAAACGGUUUCCGAGAAUUCGUACCAAUACCAACAAGUGCCAGGUGGAAAGGUGUGCGUGCGUCAGUGUAUUAGGUAGCGUGCACGUAAAAGUGCAAGUGUGUGUAUUCAAAACAAAUUGUUAACGAAACGACAUAUCUAAAAGAUACAAAAUAUAUAUAGUUUGAUGCGAGAAAUGCACAUUUGCACUAUCAAACUAGCCAUAUUUGUUGCCCUUUGCUUACACAGCCAACAUGCGCAGAGCAUCCAGCACAGCCAGCCUGGCUGGGUUGUCCCCAGCAGUGUUGAGCAGGUUGUCGGUGGGGAUUUCAACAUCAGCUGCAGCAUUAAUAAAACGCAUUUAGAGCAAAAGAGCUCUGAAUCCUGUGAUGUGCAAGAGUUGUAUUUCCAGGCGCGCCAUACCGAGAAGAUUUUCAAAGGAGAGCCGCAUAUACAAAAAAUAAAUGAGACGACCAUUCUUUUUAUGGCGCACAAUGCAGCUGAACAGCAGGAUGAAUAUAUGUGCAAGUGCCGCAAGUUUGCUAUCAUGCCGUCUCGAGUCUAUAUCGGCACUAAGCCACUUGAGGUUACUGACUUUGGGUGCAUUGGCUACGAUUACGUCUACAUGGUGUGCAAUUUUACGGCACCCAGCAAUAAUUUGUUAACAUCAUACAAUGUCAGCUACACUUUGAAAAACCCCAAUUACAAAUUCUUUGUGGACUGCAAUCACGAUGCUGCACCUGUAGUCACUUGCAACAUAACUGACGAGAAUUACAAGAAAUACGACCCUAUCUUCCAUUUUACGAUGGACAUUCACAACAAACUCGGCUCCAUCUCGCAGUCCUUCCAAAUAAACAAUCACUUGAGCCAGAUUCCAGCGCGUCCCGGUCACAAUCUUACAGUGGUCAAUAAAACGUCGGACUCUAUUUGUCUAUCAUGGGGUAUGGAAAGGCGCAGCAACUAUCAGAAGGGCUUGCUUUGGCAUGUUGUUGUGAAACCGCAAAACUUUCCGGAAUUAAAGCGGCCCGAAUGGCCCAACAAUACGGAUCCGCUGGUGGAGAAAUUGUGUCUAAACAAACUACCGUACGCCGGCUACAGUUAUUCUCUGAAGCUGCGUGUGCGCAGUAAUAUGACCAACUCGACAUAUAGUGACCCAUUAAAAUACAACUUCCGAACGGCGGCCGAGCGUCCGAGGCGACCGCCCAAUGUUACCCAAGGCAACUUCUACGUCUAUUCUUCGGAGGAGGAAGUUCGUGUCUAUUGGGAGCAAUUGGAGCUCUAUGAGCAGAAUGGUGAAGACUUCAAGUACAUUAUCAGCGAGUUUCGCAAAAACGGGACGAUCGUGAAUCCAGCGCCAAUUGAAGUGGAAUCGAAUUCGGUCAAAAUUAUGAAUUGGACCAAGGAUGCUCAUUACGACAUUUUUAUUAAAAGCAGCAACAUUGUUAACGACUCGAUUGAGGCCAGCCACAUGAUAAUUCCGCCAAUCAGCGAUCUAGAUUUUCGCGUACACAAGCCCAGAAAUAUUCGCAGCGUGUAUCAUCCAAGUACUAGCAGCUUUACGUUGUCCUGGGAGAAGCCUGAGGAUGAUGAUGGACUAAUUAACUACACCGUAUUCUGGUGCAAUUCGAAGCCAGCACUUCCCACGGAGUGCGAAGGAUCCAUACACUUUAAGAAUGUGAGCAGCACAGUUCGCGAAUUUACGAGGGAGGUUGACCAGACGAAGACACUUAACAUGGCUGUAUCGGCUAACUUUGAGCGCUUUAACACCGGCAUGCAUUGGCUGAUCUGCACGCGCGAUAUUACCGACGAUCUGGACAAGAUGGAGCCCAUCAUAGAUAAGGUCACGAGCACAUCUCUCACUGUAAAAUGGAGUACAGAGCGCGUCUGUCCAGUCAUACUCACUGGGUAUAAUUUGACCUAUUGCCAGCGAUCAGAGGAUAAGCCUGACAACUGCACCACAGUGGUCAUUCGCGAUCGCUACUCGAAGGUCUACGAGAUACAUAAUCUGGAGCCGUACACCUAUUAUGGCGUUCGAAUGUUAAUGUUUUCGGAAACGAAGGCCAGCAAGUAUAGUGAUGAUCGUAUCAAUCGCACGGAUGAGGCCGCCCCCACGCCGCCACGCCAGCUAGAAUUCCGGAAUGUCACCAACUCCAGUGUCACGCUCAGCUGGAAGCCACCGCUUCGGACAAACGGUGUGGUCCGUACAUACAACGGUACCUUUGUGCACAACAACAAAACUGACUAUUUCGAGCUGCCAGCCUCACCCGCUGAACUUGUUAACAAUGAGAAUAGGGUAUCGUAUGUGUUGCAUAAUCUGACUGCCUACACCAAUUACGAGAUAAGGAUCAGUGCGCGCACCCUCUUCCCUUCGAAACCCAGCGAUGCCGUACAUUUUCAGACCAAAGUUGGAGUACCUUCGCCGCCACACUUGUUCGAUCCUACAACCAAGAAUGAGCUGACUACCUUGAACUGGGCGGCCCCGAUACGACCCGCUGGUCGUAUUGAAUACUAUGAAGUGGCUGUGACCGAGACUGUCGAUGAGCGGUCUGUCAUUCGUUGUGUUAGCUACGUUUUGCCGCGCCAGAAUCGCACCUCUUUCCUGGACACCCCUAAAUGCACGUCCAGAAAUCAGUUCCAAUACCAGGUGCGGGCUGUGAAUGUGGAAUUGUUGGACGAUACUGCUGACAUGGAGUCUGAAGAAGGCGAGAAUAUGUUCGCGGAGAAUUCGUGCAACUCACAUUCGGAACUAAGUGACGAGGAGACGAACAUGAUCCAGUUGUAUCAAAAUGAGGCACGGUAUCGUCAUUACAAGUCAGAAUGGCAUUCCUAUGGAGUUAGUUGCUUGCAGGAUAGUUCGAUGCAAAAGCUAAUGUUGAAUGUAAUUGAGAUAAUUGUGGUUAUCACAUUCCUUAUUAUAUGUGGGCAUAGGGCGUAUGUUAAGUUGCGUUAUAUGUCGAACAUAGAGUGCCAGCUGCCCACUGGCAUUAUGGAAAGCUUGAAGAAGGCCAGCGAGGGUGGUACGAUGGGUUCGAUGGACUCGGGCAUAAGUAGUUGCAUUCGAGACAGCGCCACUUCGGCUCAAUACAGGCUACCGAAUUCGCAACAAGAUUUCAGCACCCACAGCAAUGAGAGCGCCAAGCUGUUAUUAUCGGCCGCCACUACACCUGGACGCUGCAAUGAAAGUGACCCGGCCAUCUAUGCAUAUCCGGAACUGCCCUCAUACAUGUCCAUGCAUCGUGAUUUUCUCGAGAAUGAGAAUGCCGUAACUGCCGAGCAGAAAUCCUCCGACUAUACUAGCGUUGCGGAACUAAACGCUGCCGCUGCUGCCGGAAAUGGCAAUAACGGCUACAUAAAGCCUACACAGAUGAAAAACUGGUCCACACCAGUGCCUAGUUCCAUGCAGGCAACGAAUGCCAAUAUGCUUCCCAAUCUAAAUAACACAACUACACCAGCCAUGGACAUGAACAUGGAAACGUUCCAGCAACUAUCGGCAUCUGGUGGCAUGCCGUUGAGUGGAUAUGUACCCGUCCAGGUUCUGCAAGCUCGGCCCGCCCCAAAACCCAGCCUGCAACAGCAACAACAACAGGCAGUCCCAUCCAUGCUCAAUUCUAGCAACUACGUACAGGUCUCGGACUUGCACAAGCUCAUGCCGCCAGUUAGUGAGCUGCCUGCGCAUGGUGGCCAGGACAAGCCAAAGCCAAUUAUAAACGAUUUUGGCUACACGACCAUGGAGCAGUUGGAGCGCGCUGGUCUGAUCAAAAGUGCGGCGACGGGUCCAACGUUAGCUCAGCAGCAGAUGUCGGCGCUGGACAACAGUCGUGACCAUUUGGGAGGGGCUGCCAACAACGGACAUCCACAAUCACGACUCAUGAGCGGAUAUGUAACACCUCAGGAAUUGAACGCGCUGGCCCAGAACCAUAAUCAGCGCCAGGUGCUGUAAAAGCCGGAUGAUGUUGCUCCAAAAGCUCAUAUUUAAAAUGGCAGCUACAAUUGGCAGCUACUAUUGCCAUUGCCAUUAACAUAAAAACAAACACAAACACAAAACCCAACUCAUACGACACAUUAGAAGCACUUAAAACUGCAUUUGCACCCGCAUCUCUGUCACUUAUUUUAACUGUAUGCCCUUAUGUAUUAUUCUUAGAAAAUAUAAAAAUCGAAAAUGUUUUUAAA